GGUCUUUAGCACGUGUUGCAAUAAUAAUCCAAGAUGGCGGUGGAAAAACACAAACCUGGUCCACUUAAACAACAGAAUAAAACCCAUAAACACGGCAGACACAAGAGUAAAGGAACCAUGGACAAACAUAAUAAAGGCAGAGUAUCUGUCAAAGUUUUAUCGAAAAAAGGUGGCAAGCAAGGUAUAGGAAAGAUAAACAGGAGACAUCAGGCAAAGCAACUAAGAUCCAAKAAAAGAGAUGAAGUUCUUGAACAGAAAAGGAAGAUAGGAAAGCAAGGAAGUCCUCCUCAUAUCAUCGCUAUAGUUCCUCUAUCUUCUAGUGCUGAUGCACAGGCAGCUCUUAAGCUUUUUAUAGCAUGCGAUGAAGAGAAUUCUGUGUUUCCUUCAAGUAGUUCUACAACUAUCGUAUCUCCUCAGCUAAAGCAACGCUUUACAUUUUUGGCUUUAAGUUAUGGAGACUUGUACUCUGUCUUGGAUGCUAUGAAGGUUGCAGAUACUGUGGUCUUCAUAACAGCCGCUGAUAAUCCAUUAGAUUCACACACUGACAAUUACCUAUCAGCUAUAUUUGCGCAAGGACUACCAACAACCUUUCAUUGUAUACAGGGUUUAGAAAAAUGUCCAGCUAAAAAGAAAAAUGAGACUAAAAAGGCAAUUGCAAAGAUGAUAGAAAAGAGGUUCCUGAAAGACAAGCCACACCUCUUAGACACAGCACAGGAUGCKCUUGUUGCUCUAAGACUAAUAUCCAAUCAGCAUCAAAAAUCAAUUAGUUUCCGUGACAACUGUCCUCACCUUUUAGCCCACAACGUAACCUAUGAACCUAAUGGCAGCCYUGAAGAUGCAGAUAGAGGUACACUUAAGGUCACUGGGUAUGUCCGAGGAAAAACACUGUCUGCUAACAGAUUGGUUCAUUUGGCUGGCUUUGGAGACUUUCAGAUGAGUCAGAUUGAAGCUGUAACUGACCCAUUUUCUUCACAACGACAAAGAAAGAAUUCAAAGGCAGGACAGUUUUCAAUGGCUGUGGAUGAAGAGUAUGGUGYAAGUGCUAUGGAAGAAGAUGUGAGAAUCAUAGACAAAGCAAAUCCUGGUUUACAAGAGAGUCUGCAGUCUGAAGUAGAACCUGAUCCAAUGGAGGGGGAACAAACUUGGCCGACAGAGGAUGAGUUACUAGAAGCUGAAGAGCUGGCAAAGAAGCAGUUGGAUUCCAAGAAGAUUAGUAAACGAGUGCCGAAAGGCACCUCUGAUUACCAGGCCACUUGGAUUAUGGAUGAUAAUGAUGAUGAUGACGGUGAUGAUGAUGAUGAUGACGGUGAUGAUGAUGAUGAUGACGGUGAUGAUAAUCAAGAGACCGAUGAUGAUGAUGAUGAAUAUAUCAGUGCUAUCAAAGAAGAAAGUGAUGGUGACGAGAGCAUGAAAAUGGAAGAUGAUGAAGAAUAUGAAACGAUUAGCGUGUCAGAACAGGAAACAGAUAAUAGUAAAUACGACGAGGCUAUUGACGCCGACGAGGAACGCCUGCAGUUAGAGAAAAUCAGAGCAGAGCAUGAGAACGAAAUGUUCCCGGAUGAGAUGGACACGCCCAUGAAUGUCCCAGCACGUACUAGAUUUCAGAAGUAUCGUGGGCUCAAGAGUUUUCGUACUUCUCCGUGGGAUCCCAAGGAAAAUCUACCUCAAGAUUAUUCAAGGAUAUUUCAGUUCCAGAGCUUCAACAGGACAAGAAAGCGCGUCAUGGRUGAAGAUGUAGUCGAGGGAGCCGAGGAAGGGUGGUACGUGACUAUUCACAUCAUAAACGUCCCCAAAGCCUUCAUGGAUUCUUAUGAUGCGAGUAAACCCUUGGUAGUGUUUGGGCUCCUGCCUCACGAACAAAAGAUGUCUGUGAUCCACUUUGUAAUCAAAAGAAUUCCUACCAAUACAGAUGCCGUCAAGUCGAAAUAUGCACCCAUAAUGUUCUCUCCGUGUCCUGUACUAGUGUUAACACCAGAUCCAACAGGGACACAUUCACUGCUAGGCAGUGGGUCCCUUUACAAAGUUGACCCUGACAGAAUUAUAGCCAAGAAGAUUGUGCUCAGUGGAUAUCCGUAUAAAAUCAAUAAACGCUCGGCUGUUAUUCGGUAUAUGUUCUUUAACCGAGAGGAUAUCUUAUGGUUUAAACCAGUCGAACUGUUCACCAAGUACGGCCGUCGAGGACAUAUCAAAGAACCUUUAGGCACUCAUGGUCAUAUGAAAUGUGUUGUGGACGGCACACUCAAAGCGCAAGACACAUUCUGCAUGAAUCUCUACAAAAGAGUCUUCCCUAAAUGGUCAUACGAGACCACGGUGCCCUUGCCAGCCAUCCAGCAGACUCACGAUCCUGUCGCUAUGGAUACAUAGAAGAUAUCCAACAAAACAAGUUAAAAACUUAACAAACACUACAAUCGUAACCCUAAGGAGAUAAUACCUCCUAGGAAAUGAAUUUUAUUAUUUCUUUCAGUUUUGAAUCUAAAAUAAAUCUUACCGAAACGAUAUA
Actinia tenebrosa (Australian red waratah sea anemone) is the source of this 2500-nucleotide messenger RNA. RefSeq names its product pre-rRNA-processing protein TSR1 homolog. Gene Ontology annotation, biological process: ribosome biogenesis; endonucleolytic cleavage of tricistronic rRNA transcript (SSU-rRNA, 5.8S rRNA, LSU-rRNA); maturation of SSU-rRNA from tricistronic rRNA transcript (SSU-rRNA, 5.8S rRNA, LSU-rRNA). Gene Ontology annotation, cellular component: preribosome, small subunit precursor; nucleus. Lineage: Eukaryota; Metazoa; Cnidaria; Anthozoa; Actiniaria; Actiniidae. Gene Ontology annotation, molecular function: GTPase activity; GTP binding; U3 snoRNA binding. The record is from RefSeq and is a predicted model, not a curated record.